AUGGCCGAAGUUCCUCAAUGGGUGCGCAACCUCAAGCCAGCCGAGCCUCAGGGCUCCGACCUCCUCGCUCAGGAGCGAAAGGCUUCCAAUGUCAACGUUGAGAAGUUGAGCAACUUCCUGUUCACCAAGGAGGCCCUUUCACGACGGGACGAGAUCCUCAAGAUCCUCAAGGCUGAGCCGAUCUUGGACAAGAGCCAGGACUACUUCCUAGGAAGAGUAGACAAGUGGGAGCACGCUCUCGGCAAGGCGAAGAAGGUCAGACAGCUCGCAGUCAAGCACAACUGGGGCGAUCUCGAGAAGAGAGUGGCCAACGAUCUGAUCAGCGAGCCUCUCCCAUAUGCCCUCCACGAGGGCAUGUACUUGGUCACACUUCGCGAUCAGGGCACACCCGCACAGCACGAGAAGUAUCUCAAGCCAGCUGAGAACUUUGAGCACAUUGGAUGUUAUGCUCAGACCGAGCUGGGCCACGGCUCAAACGUUCGUGGUCUCGAGACUCUCGCCAUCUGGAAUCCUGAGGACCAGACCUUUAUCAUCCACUCUCCACACUUGACGUCCUCCAAAUGGUGGAUCGGAUCCCUCGGCCGAACCGCCAACUACGCUGCCGUCAUGGCCCAGCUCAUCAUCAAUGGAAAGCCAUACGGACCACACCCGUUCGUUGUUCCUAUCAGAGACCUGAAGACCCACCAGCUUCUUCCCAAUAUUUACGCCGGAGACAUCGGCCCUAAGUUUGGAUACAACACCAUGGACAAUGGUUACCUGCUGUUCAACAAGGUCAAGGUGCCGCACGAUGCUAUGUUGGCCAAAUUCUCCGCCGUCGACCCAAAGACUUCCAAAUACCUCAAGCCCGCCAGCCCAUCUCUCAUUUACGGAACUCUGACAUGGGUGCGCAGUACCAUCGUGCUCAUGUCUGGUAGCACUCUGGCACGUGGUGUCACCAUUGCUACACGAUACCUUGCAGUCCGUCGUCAGUUCCAGGAUCGCGAUGCACCCGCAGGGCAGAAGGGCGAGAACCAGACGCUCAACUACACCAUGGUGCAGAUCCGCUUGUUGCCACUUCUUGCGUCUGCCUUCGCCCUUCAUUUCACCGGCAAGGGUAUGAUGUCUCUGUACGAGGCCAACCAGAGGAAGAUCAAGUCGACAUCCACCACUGGCGACCAGAAGGAGCGCGAUCCAGGUCCAGAGGAGACUCAGUCUGGCUCGGAUCUGCUAUCUGACUUGCACGGCACAUCUUGUGGAUUGAAGUCACUGUGCUCCACCAUGGCAGCUGAGGGCCUCGAGGUCUGUCGUCGCGCUAUGGGCGGUCACGGCUACAGCUCUUUCAGCGGUGUUGGAAGCUGGUACGCCGACUACCUGCCAACUGUCACAUGGGAGGGCGACAACUUCAUGUUGACGCAGCAAGUCGCUCGAUAUCUGCUCAAGGCCGCAAGGACCGUCAUCAAGGGCCAGGACCCCAACAACGACACCACCGAGAAUCUCACCUACUUCCACAAGCGCCGUGACGUCGGUGCUGCGUUCGACAUCCUCGACAAGGACGACGAGAUCGUCUCCGCUUACGCGUGGCGCUCCGCAUACCUCACUUUCGAGGCCCUGCACGCGCGCGACGACCUCAAGAAGAGCUGGAACAGCCUUCUCCCGGCCUUCUACCAGCUCUCGCGCGCUCACUCUCAAUACCUCAUCGUGAAGAACUUCUACGAGACACUCCAAUCGCCGUCCAUCAGCUCAGAGCUCGACCCGGCGACCUUGGUCCUCAUGCACAAGCUCUUCCGCCUCUACGCCCUGCACACGCUCGAGCAAGAGUCGGCCGACUUCUUCACCAGCUCCGCCGUCACCGUGCAGCAGAUCCGCCUCGCACGCACCAAGGCUGUCAUGCAGCUGUUGGAGGAUAUCCGCCCACAUGCCGUCCGCUUGGUCGACAGCUGGUCUUUCCCUGACUGGCAGUUGAACUCGUCGCUCGGCCGUUACGACGGAAAGGUGUACGAGGACAUGUUCUACCGUGCUGCGGAGCUGAACCCGUUGAACAAGAGGAUCGUGGACCCGUACCCAGACAGCCCGGUCUUGUUCAGGAAGGAGGCUCCGGAGAAGGGCAGACUUUGA
This is a messenger RNA of Zymoseptoria tritici IPO323, 2094 nucleotides long. RefSeq lists its product as uncharacterized. Gene Ontology annotation, cellular component: peroxisome. Lineage: Eukaryota; Fungi; Ascomycota; Dothideomycetes; Mycosphaerellales; Mycosphaerellaceae. Gene Ontology annotation, biological process: fatty acid beta-oxidation using acyl-CoA oxidase; lipid homeostasis. The transcript is spliced from 2 exons. The coding region runs from base 1 to 2094 and encodes 697 amino acids. The record is from RefSeq and is a predicted model, not a curated record. Gene Ontology annotation, molecular function: FAD binding; fatty acid binding; acyl-CoA oxidase activity.